Mycena citricolor is the source of this 1873-nucleotide messenger RNA. The record is from the annotation of a GenBank genome assembly. NCBI's taxonomy places the organism in Eukaryota, Fungi, Basidiomycota, Agaricomycetes, Agaricales, Mycenaceae.
GUCCACCCUUACAUCAAUGAACGCGCUGCUGACCGAGGAUCAGCUCAAGACUGUUGUCCAGGGCCCAGGGGAUGUCGAGUGGCGCUACGAGAUGCGCAGAGAAUGCCAGGAAAUCCUGCCUGGACUAUUCCUGGGGCCCUUCGUCGCCUCAAAGUCGCUGGACACACUGCGUAGUAUUGGGAUCACGCACAUUGUCUGCAUUCGCGACGCUAAGGAAGCUUUCUCAGUUCGCCCUCGCUUUCCGGACCAGUUCGAGUACAUGACCUUGGAUGUCGAAGACAACGAAGAACAGAAUCUGAUUCGAUUAUUCCCGGGGGCGAAGACAUUUAUCGAGGCCGCCAUCUCACAAGGUGGGCGUGUCCUUGUCCACUGUAAUGGCGGAAUCAGCCUUUCUCCCGCCUUUGUUGUUAUGUUCGUCAUGCAGCACUAUCAGAUGUCAUGGGAAGACGCACUGCACAUGGUGCAGAACCGACGUUACUGUAUUUCGCCCAACGGCGGAUUUUUGACCCAGCUCAAGGAAUACGAAGCUAUCUAUCGAGCGAGCAUAGCAGUGGCAUCAUAUCCGACCAGUGGGAACCGUGUCGUGUCUCGCAGGAAGCGGGAGGACGAAGAUGACGAGGAUGGUAGUGAUCGAUAUGACGAUCGCAAACGCGUUCUCGUUGACCCCGCUGCUGCUCCUACCCCGGCGUUCGAUUCGAAUGCGAUGGAACUCUCAUAGCCGACGCUUUCCCUGUUCAGUUGCUUUCUGUAUCUCCUUCUCGGAAACAACGCGUUUUACGUGGACGUCUGCGCAGCGAGUUAGUGGAGAGUAGUGCGUCGCAGAAGAGAGGGCGAAUUCACGUUUCCGCUUGACCAGGGCUUCCACUGAUAUUCCUGCAAAAACGACGCCCGCUCCGAGCCAUUGACCGGCUGUCAGUUUAUGGUUGUAGACAACCACGGAGAGAAUCAUUGUGAACAUCUUGCGAGUCAAUGUGAUUGUCCUGUGGCGGCCUUGAGUAAAGAAUCCCAAGCAGCGCGGAAAAACAUACACAAGUGUGAGGGACCCAAAGUGCUGCAAGGUUUCGAAUAUGAACAGUUGCCCGAGAGCACCUGUCAGUGCAAACUGCAACAGCGGUGAGACGAUGCUGGGGUGUGUCCGUACGAAUUCCAGAGCCGAGGCCAGCUCGCUCCCUGCAUCCGUUGGGUGAAUGACAGGAAUGUACGGCAAGGGGAGAGCCGAAAAGACGGUUGUAAGGAUUGUGCAGAACACAUUGAUCCAGAACAUCAUCUGCUGCCCCGUAACACGAUGGCGCGCGAAAAUCUCGUCCUGAGUCGAGUUGGUCGCGCCGUCCAGUGCGAGAUUGAUGAGAAGGUACGAAAGCCCGAUCAAGCUGGCGUUCGAAGAUGGGCCCGCCUUUGCCUUGGAAGUUUUGGAUGGACCAAGGUACAUGAAUAUGGUGAUGCCCAGUGUCACCAUGAAGACGACCAGGUAUUUGUGUGGAGCAAAUUUGCGGCGAUACAGCAGAACGUUCAUGAUCAUAACUGGAACCAGUUUGCACGACUUGCCAAGCACCAUGGCGGGGUAAGAGAUGUAGGAGAGCGCCGCGAAUCCGAACGGUGCAGCGAGCGUGAUGAACACCGAGCAUUGGAGGUAACGAACGAGCAGCGCGGAGCGCGAGAAACGGGUGGAAGGCUUGUCGGGAUGUUUAGAAUGGGCGUGUCCGUUGGCUUUUUCGUCGAGCUUCUCUACAUGCUCGAGACCAAGACUCUGCAUCAAGGUCUCGCUCGAGUUCCGGCGGAUCAAGAUAUAUAUGAGAGCCGACACAGAACUCAAGGUGCUCUGUAAGGUGCCGAUGAACAUUGCCGACUUGAAUUUCUCCGACUUGCCGUCGAU